This is a messenger RNA of Porites lobata, 390 nucleotides long. The record is from the annotation of a GenBank genome assembly. Lineage: Eukaryota; Metazoa; Cnidaria; Anthozoa; Scleractinia; Poritidae.
CAUUGGCGACGAUAUGUGGAUGACACAUUUACCAUCAUGCCUGAUAUAGUAUCAGCCGAAAUUUUUCUUGAUACCCUAAACCACUGCCACCCAUCAGCAAAGUUUACUAUGGAGGUUGAACGGAAUGCCUCGCUUCCUUUCAUCGGUGUUGAACUGUUAAACUUAGCUCCCAGAAUCAAGACCAAGGUCUACGUAAAACCAACUAAUACGGGCCCUUUACUCUACUACCAGAGCCACGUGGAUAAUCGGUACAAGCGCAGUCUAAUUACCACCAUGUUAGAUCGAGCUUACCGCAUAUCUUCCGACUGGUCGUACUUCUCACAAGAAUGCGAUCGGCUUGAGACUGUAUUCUUAAAGCUUAAGUACCUGAGGCACCUAUUCAAUGUAACC